Messenger RNA from Oncorhynchus gorbuscha (pink salmon), 911 nucleotides. RefSeq names its product surfeit 2 (gene surf2). NCBI's taxonomy places the organism in Eukaryota, Metazoa, Chordata, Actinopteri, Salmoniformes, Salmonidae. The coding region runs from base 120 to 845 and encodes 241 amino acids. The record is from RefSeq and is a predicted model, not a curated record. The transcript is spliced from 6 exons.
AGUCUUGAGAGAAAGAAAUACGCCCGCGUAGCCACGUGGGGCGAAUCACACAUGACUGGCACAGCUAGUAGCUAACAAAAUAAAAUAUGAACCUUAGUUAGCUUUCUAGCUAACCUACCAUGGAGGACCUACCUGCAGAUAUCAAAGCUUUCCUUCUGAAUCACCCAUUUUUUGAACUUACCGACGACGGCAAAAAGAUCAAAUGCGUACUCAAUGGACAUGAUUGUCCUUGCAACCUCACAGAGCUCCAGAACUUCACCAAAGGGAAGAAAUAUCAGAAAAUGUGUUCUAAUGCAGAGUUCAACUAUAGUCAAUAUGAACCACAUGUUGUGCCCAGCUCGAAGCAACCCAAUCAUCUCUUCUGCAAGUUGACGCUCAGACACAUCAAUCGCCUGCCACACCAUGUCUUACAGCAUGUCAAUGGGAAGCGGUUCCAAAAAGCGAAGAAGAAAUAUGAAGAGUGUGUGCAACAGGGUGUGGAGUACAUGCCAGCCAGCCUCCGACAGAAGCAGCCCAGAGAUAGAGAGAAAGAUGGGGAGAGGGGGCGCAACUUUCAGCGGGGGAAUGGAGCGUGGGCUCCUGACUCCAGCGAUGAGGGAGGCAGUGACUCCGAGGACAGCAUGAGUGACCUGUACCCCUCCACUUUAUUCUCUCUGAAAAAGGAGACAGAGGGUAUGGAGGAGGAAAAAUAUGCCUUUAAAACAGAUGAUGAGGAGGAGAUGGAGAUUGAUAAACAGGCGCCACAGAAACGCAAGAAGGUUCAGGAUGGGGGUUUCCAGAAGAAAUUCAAGAAUCAUAACUGUAAAAGAAAAGGUUUUAAAAACCAUGUUAAAAAUAUAAAAUAAAGGUGAAUGCUGUGCCCAUGUUAAAAAUGGAAAAUAAAGGUGAAUGCUGUGCUUCUCGCACUUUGA